Messenger RNA from Tetrahymena thermophila SB210, 6687 nucleotides. Its product is annotated as BRCA2, oligonucleotide/oligosaccharide-binding domain 1 protein. The record is from RefSeq and is a predicted model, not a curated record. Gene Ontology annotation, biological process: double-strand break repair via homologous recombination; regulation of DNA-templated transcription. Lineage: Eukaryota; Ciliophora; Oligohymenophorea; Hymenostomatida; Tetrahymenidae. The transcript is spliced from 3 exons.
AUGUUUUUAGCGAGUACUCCUCCAAAAUAAACAUAAAAAGCUACUGUCAAUGAUUAUUUUGAUUCAGAGUCAGAUUGUUCAAAUCACAAAAACAAUGAUAAUGCUUUAAUCGAAAAGAAUUUGAUAUAAUCUUAUUCAGUUGAAAGUUAAUCUAAUUUAAUAGGCAAUAGAUAUAAUAAUAUUAAUCAAAUAGAGAUAGAAAAGCUAAGAGGAUAAAACUCUGUUUCUUAAUAGGUUAUUGCUGAAAAGCUUCAGUAGAAAGAUUUUUUUAAAUUUUAAUAUUUUAGUUCUGAAAAAAAGCAGCUCUCUCCUGAUGAUUAAGAUUAAAGUGACGAGGAAGAUUUAUAGUAAUCCAAAAAAAACUCUCACAUUUUUACUAAUAAGUCUGUUUUGGCGGAAAAAAAAUAAGAAUUUAAUAAUUAAACAGAUAUAAUUAGGAAUGAUUUUAACAUAGACAGAAACAUCUCAAUUUAGGGCGAGAAAGAAUUAAAAUAAUAAAACAAUAAUUAAUAAUCUGCUUAAAACAACCAUUUGGCUUAUUAAUUAAAUAGUUCUUUAAUACCUUUUGCAGCUGAAUCUGAAAAAAUUAGAUAAAAUCAAGCAAAUUCACAAGAAAAUAAUUAAAGUAUUAAAAUUAAUAACAUUUUUAAUUAGCAGAAAUAGUAAUCAAUUGAUAAUAAUUAAAUAAACUCAAUCAAUCACUUACAAAUUAAUAUCAACAAUAUUCCUUUAAAAUAAUAAUCAGAAGAAAAGGGGAUAGUUAAUAUCACUCAAGAAGGCCAAAUGAUAAAAACUUAAUCUCUACUUAACUUAGUAGAGAACUAAAAAAUGUUAAUUGAAGUUAAACCUCAUCUUAAAGAUUUUGACCAUUAAAAUUUUGAUGAUAAUAUUCUAGCUGAAGAAAUAGAAAUAGAAAUCGAUAAUUCUAAUUACGACCGCUAAUCUAUUUCAGAUGACGAAUUUAGUUAACAUAAUCAAAAAAGUAAUACAAAUGUUCAAUUUUAAGAAUCUAAAAGCAUAUUCAAAGAUGAGGAAUAAAAUGGUAUGUAAAUAAGUUUAUCUGAAAAAUGCAGGAUUAUCGAUUAAAGUAGUAAUUAAUCUAGAAUAGGUUUUUUGAAUUUGAAUAAUUCUGAAAAUUCAAAUUAACAACUCACAUAUUUCAACAAUUUAUAAGAAUCAAGUAGUGAAUCUGAAAAUUCAAGGAAUUCUUUCAUUAAGAGAGCAUAGCAAAUAUUUAAUUAAAACAAUAAUACUAAGUAAUAGCCAAGCUAGGUAAAUAAAAGCACAAUUGAUACAAAUAAUAAUAAUUAUGAUAAUGGUCUACCAGAUCCAUUUUAAAAUGAGAAAUUUUUUUAAAAGAAAAAAAAUGAUUUAUAAUUUUAAGAUUAAGCUUAGUUUUCCUUUGCUAAGGUAAAAAAAAAUGAGGGAAAGAUUGCAUAAACUAAUGGUGCUAUUUUGAUUGAUCAAAAUAAAAGGAAAAAUCUAUUCUAAAACGAACAAAUUAAUUUCUCUGUUCCUUAAAAAUAAAAUUAAAAUUUUUAGAAAUUUACUAUUUAAUUUGAAGAAUUUGAUGAAAGUUCAUAAGAAAACUCAUCAAUUUAAUAGAACCAAACCGAAAAAGGCUAAAAAAUUAUUGAAGACCCCUCUUUUAAAAAUUUUAGUAUCAAAUAAGAAUUGUAAAGUAAUAAAGGAACUUUUGAGAAACCUCAAUUACCUAAAAAAAACAAUUAAAUCUCAGAACAUUAACUUAAAAUUGAGUAAGAAAGAAAAAAAAAUUAACCUAAUAUUUUACAAGAUAAUUUUGUUAAUGGAUUUAAAAUAUCUUAGAAAGUCUAAAAAAAUGAUAAAUUUUCCAAAUUUGUUGGUUUGUUUGAAGAUAUUAAUGACGAAGAUGAAUAUGAUGAAUAAUUUAAUAAUUAAUAAUCUAUACCUGAUAUAUAAAUUGUUAAAUAGAAUUCCUUUGAUGAAGGUAGCAUUGCUUUGAAUAAAACUAAACAAUAAUGUGUAGUUUAAAAUGAUUAAAUUGGAUUUAAUUUUACAAAACCAACAUUUAGUAAUGGUUUCACUAAUUCAUUUUAGAGUUCUAGGGUUGGACUUGAUGUAGUUAAUACUGAGAACUAAUAAGUUAAUAAAUAACAAGAAACAAAAAAUAAAACUAAUGUUUUACAUGAUACAUUCGUAAGUGGAUUUAAUAUAUCUUCUAAAAUAUAAAAAGAUGAAAAGUUUUCAAAAUUUGUUGGAUUAUUUGAAGACAUGAAUGAUGAAGAAGAUGAGUAAGAUGAAUUUUUAAAUAAUAAAUCAGAAUUAGAAGGAUAAGUUGCUUAAAUAAACAGCUAAAAUAAUUUCAAUUAAUAAAUACAAUAAAAUGAAGAUAUUGGAUUCACCUUUAAAAAGCAAAAUUCUAAUUCUAAUGUUAACUUUAAAAACACAUUUUAAAGUGCAAAAGUAAAUUUUGAGAAGCCUUCAAUAAAAAAUAAAGAAGAUUCUGAAAAUUUGUAUGUAAAAUAAUAAUAAGAAACUAAAAAUAAAUCUAAUAUUUUAUAAGAUUAAUUUGUUAAUGGAUUUAAAAUAUCUUCGAAGGUAUAAAAAGAUGAAAAAUUUUCUAAAUUUGUAGGUUUAUUUGAGGAUAUGAAUGAUGAAGAAGCUGAAUAAGAUUCGUUUUAAGAAGAAUUCAACAAUAAAAAAUCUGAGUUAGAAGGAUAGGCAGUUGUUUAAAAAUCAUCUGAAGACAGCAAAGUUGAAUUCCAAUCAUUCAAAUCAGCAAAAGUGACAACAAAUGUAGAAUUUGGAUUUACUAAGCCUAAAUCUGUUUAAAAUGACUAAAAAAUGUUAAACGGAUUUAACAAAGCAAAUUAAAAUAUUAUUCCUACAUUAAAAGAAAAAUCAAAUUUAAAAAAUUUACUAGAAGAGCUGAAUUAAGAAGAUGGAGAUGCAUAAGAUUAAUACUCUACAAAUAACUAUGAUGAAUUUUUUAAUAAAUAAAAGAAUGAAAAUUAAGAAGAAUUUAUUGGAUUCAAAACAGCUAAAAAUAAUAGAAAGUUAGAAGUAGAUGAAAAAGUCAUUGAGUAAUUAACAAAGAUAUUUGAUAAGAAUGACAAAAAUGUUCAAUAACCACCUUAGUAAAAUCAAAUUAAAGAAGAUAACAAGAAAAAAGAAUAGAAAUCAUAAGAUUACAAUGACUUUUUUAACACCGCUGGGGAUAACAACAAUGGAUUCUUUGGAUUUAAAACUGCUAAAAGCAAUAAAAAACUUGAGGUAGAUGAAAAAAUACUUAAAUAACUAACUAAAAUAUAUGAAGAAGAUGAUAAAAAGCAUGAAAAAAAAAUAUCACCAAAAUAAAAUAAAAUUGAUACUGAAGAAUAAACUAAUUAUGAUGAUUUUUUCUCAAAUAAAACAAGUAGUGAUGCUGGUGGAUUCUUUGGAUUUAAAACUGCUAAUAAUAAGAAGAAUUUAGAGGUAAAUGAGAAAUUAUUGGAACAGAUCUCAAAGCAUUUUGAUUCAGAUGAUACAAAAGAAUAGAAAAAUGCCAAUUCUAAAAUAGAAAAAUAAUAUUCAGAUAACGAUGAAUUUGACGAUUCAAAAAAAUAUGAAGACUUUUUUUCAAAUAAAUCGGAUGCAUCCUUUGGUGGAUUUAAAAUAGCUAAAGGAAAUAAAGAAAUUAAAGUUGAUCCAUCUAAACUAAUGCAAUUUGAAUAAUCUUUUUCAUUAAAAGACAACGAUUCUAAUUUUAGCAAAUCAUCAGUCUAAGGUAGCAGAGUUCCUAAAAGAAAGAUGAAUAUAGAUGAUGACGAAGAACAUCAAUAAUAAUAGCUAUAAAAAGAAUUUGGAAAUAAAAUGCUUAAAGUAGACUAAUAAAAUAAAAUAAAACCUAUCUCAGGGUCAGGUAUGAAGGAUUCUUAUUCUUUUUCAAAUGGAUUUAAAAAUACCCCUUAAACCAAAUCAGACAAUAAAGAUAGAUUUAAUUCUAAUAGUAGAUUCUAAAACAGCGAGUCUUCCUUUAAUUCAGGCUUUCAAAAAUCAUCAAAGUCAGAUGUAAUUUAAGAGGAUGAUGGGGAUGACGAUGAUGCAUUUUCUCGCUUUAUAAGAUAAAUUAAAAAGCCUGAACCAAAAAGAAGUCAUCCAAAGCCAUUCAGGUAAGUAAAAGUCGUAGAUUCUUCAAAGACAACACCUAUUGCUAAAGAAACGCCUAAUAUUAAAUCUACUAAGAUAGAGAGAAAGGCAAAUUAUAAAAGAGGAUUGCUUAAUUCUGAGGAGUCAGCUAACUCAUUUCUUUUUGCUAAAGACUCUGUAGAAAAAUCAGGACAGAAAAGUGGUAAAUCCUCUACCUUAAGCAAAAAGUUUAAGCCACAAAGUAUAGAAAGAAUUAAUGAGAGCAUCAGUAAAGAUUAGGCUAAAAAAAGUAAAGACACAUUGAAGCAAGGCAACAGGUACUCAUUUAUAGAUGAAGAAGAUGAGGAUGGUAACACCUCAUAUAAAAGAUAGCUCUUUAAUAGCUCAUCUAAAAAAUCUAACUUAAGUAGUUCCAUGAAGCAAAUACAAAUUGCUUUAAAUCACUAAUACCUCAACAAUCCUUUAAUUUAAAUGAAGUACAACUAUGAUUCAUAGAUAGCGAAUUCUAACUUUAUUAGAUAUGAUGAACUUAAACCAAAAAAAAAUUAGAUGGAAAUUGAAAAUGAUAAUUAGACAGGAAUCAUUCAGAAUAUGGCUAAAGAUAUAAAUUAAUGCUUGUAUUAUUCGACUAUGUGCAAUUGUCUUAGAAACAACUUAGACAAUCUGUUAAAUUUUUAAGAAAAUUCAUUUACUUAGCGUAUUGAGUGCUUUUGCUCUCUGCCUAUUCCUUCAACAGAGCCUGUUGAAGAAGAAAAUGCUCCAAAAAAGACAAAAGAAGCUGAUGAUGUACUUGAAUACAAUAAAAAUAAACUUUAAAAAGGAUUCUUAAACUACUUAAACUUUUUUGCCAAAUUGCAGCAAAAAGAAAAAACUUUGGAAGAAAAAUGGGUCAGAAAUCACUUUAGAUAAGUUGUUUGGAAAUUAUCUUGCUAUGAAAAUAAUUUGGAUUACUGUCCAGUUAAUAAAAAGCUAACAGUUGAAAAUAUUUAUUAUGAGUUAGAGUACAGAUUAUAUUCAGAAGUGUAUGCAUGCAAAAGAUCUAUCUUAAAAUAAAUUUAAGAACAAGAUGCAGUAAAAUCUCUUAAUAUGGUAUUAAUAGUAGCUAACAUUACAAAAGUAAAUCAGUACGGAUGCUAUGUUCUUGAACUAUCAGAUGGUUGGUAUAGUUUUUUCGUAGUGGUCUUAGAUCAUAAGCAUGUUAUUUCCAAUGAUCUUUAUCAACAAAAUAAUAAAAUUCUUUAGCUUGACUUAAUUAAAAGAAAUAAGAUAUAUAUUGGUAUGAAGAUGUAUGUCAAUAACCUAGCAAAACCUAGUGUCGGCAACUUAGAAAAUAUGAUCAAUCCGAAAUAAAAUAUACUCUAUUAAAAUGUAUAUGAAAUAUUUUAUAAUAACAUAAUCAAGGCUCCAGCAAACUCUAAAUUAGGAAUCUGCAGCAAUGCUUUGUAAAAAUAUUUCCCUCGUUCUUUGAAAUCCAUUAAACCUUGUGGAGGUGACACAAUAUAAUCAGUAGAUGUUUUUAUUGUCAAAAAAUAUCCUCUUUGCUAUGAGGCAGGAAAUGUCAAGGUCUCCUUCUGCAAUCCUAAAUAAAUGGAAGAUGAGGGUAUGGAUGGUGGAAAGUAAUUAGGUUUUACAGUUUUGGUAGUAGAUUCGUUAAGCUAUUAUGACGAAACAUUUAAGAUAGAUGAGCAACCUUGGGUUUAUAUCAAUAUUCAUUCAGUCACUCAUGAUCUUUAUGACUCUUUGAAAGAAGGCACUCGAAUCAGGCUUUAUAAUCUCAAAAUAAAUAACAGAGGAUAGCAAAAAAUGAAGUUUAAUUAUAAGUAUCAGAAAAUUGUUAAGGAAAUAUUGUAUUUGGAAACAAACAAAAAGACUAAAAUUGAAGAAAUGAGCACUUUUAUAAAAGCAAAAGAAGAUUAGUAAAGUAUGAAAAAAUUCGGGUUGGAGCUAACUGAAAACUUUAAAUUUUUGUUAGAAGAUGUACAAGAGAGUAUUUUCAAUUUAUAAUAUGAUAAAGCUUUAUAAGAGAGCUUUCUAUAAUAAUACAAAGUAGAAAUGGAUGUUAUAAUGUAUAUAGUUAAAAUAGAAGAUGGAUCUUACUUUGGAAUUAAUCAAAAUUAUUCUGCAAUAUGCAUUUCUCCUACAAAUGAAAUUAGAUAGAGCACUAACAGUGUUUUUAAAAAAUAAAAACCAGAUGAUGAGUAUUCUUUAGAAGAUGCUCAUCUCUAUGAUAAACUGAGUAAAAAUAGAGAAAUCAAAACAGCAAAUUAGAUUUCUGAAAAAUCAAAUUAGAUAAAACCUAAAUUACAAAAUCCUGAAGAAGGUAAGAUAGGUGUUUUCCUUAAUGUUUAGCUGAAUACUAUUAAAUAAUCAACUUUAAGCACAUCUAAUUUAGAAAAAUAUCAUUUCAAUUUCACUUUCAACACUUACAAAAAAACAUAUUCAGUGGAUAAUUUAAAUGCUCAGACUCUUCCCUACUCUGAUAAAUAUAAAAAAUAAAUUAAUGAAUUAAACGAGUUUUUGGGAAUCAGCUCAGAUAAAUUUUUAGAAGUAUCCAAUUAUCUUAGAAAUUAUAUUUGA